UUUCAAUACAAAUUUUUUAAUAGGUAACCUGCUGCCCUAUUAUUGCUAAUUUCGUUUACGCAUGAUCUGUCUCACUUGUCUGUGACGUUUAAAAGGAGCUGUUUGGAAUAGGUUGAACUAUUCAAAAGUAAAUUACUUGGUGUAGUUGUGAAGGAAGCUCAACUCUGAGAAAACUCUCAAAAGUUUAAGGAAAACUGAAUAUGUUGAAGGUCACAAUGUUUGGUCAAUUUAUCAUUCUAUUGAAAAUAAUUCAUCUGGUUUCGUGCGAGUAUCAUGACUAUAUAAUAGUUGGAGCUGGGCCUUCAGGACUUCAAAUGGGCUCUUUCCUAGAGGACAAAAAAAGAGACUACGUGAUUUUAGAAAGAGGAAACUCAUCAGGAACUUUCUUUAAAACAUUCCCAAGGCAUAAUACUUUAAUUUCUAUCAAUAAAAGAUUCACUGGUAAAACUAAUAAAGAGUUUAAUUUUCGACACGAUUGGAAUUCUUUGAUUAGUAAUGAUGAAGCGUUACUUUUCAAAGAGUAUAGCAAAGAUUUCUUCCCUGAUAAGGGCGAUUAUCUUCAAUAUUUAAGUGAUUUUGAAAAGAAAUUAGGGCUAAACACUCGUUUCAAUACAAAUAUUAUAUCAUCUCGAAAGAUUGACAAUGGUACCAUUGAACUAACUGAUGAAAAAGAAGUAACAUUCCUUUGCAAAUAUUUAAUUGUUGCUACUGGUAUAUUCAAACCUCUGAAAGUCCCUUUCAAUGGUAGUGAAUAUGUAACGUUCUAUGAUGAUAUGAUCUUAGAUCCACACUAUUAUGAGGGAAAAAAUGUCCUAAUACUUGGUAAAGGAAAUACUGCAAAUGAAGUUGCUACUUCUUUAUUCCCUUAUGCAAAUGUUGUACAUAUGGGAAGUAGGAGUAGAGUGAAACUAUCCUGGUCAACUCAUUAUGUUGGAGAUUUAAGGGCCAUUAAUAACAAUAUAUUAGAUAAUUAUCAAUUGAAAGCCUUAGAUGGUAUAUUUGAAGUUGACGUUCGAGAAUUAUCAAUUUUUAAGAGAGAUGACGGACGUUUCAUGUUAGAAGAUCCCUUAUUAAAGGUCAACGUCAAGGACGAUAAUUUUUCUUUUAGAGAUCCGUAUGAUGUCAUAAUAUCCUGCCUUGGUUGGAUAUGGGAUGAAACGCCAUGGGUAGGAUUAAAUUUAAAGAAACAUAGAGACCAAAAGUUGCAAAAAUUUCCAAAGAUUAAUGAUAUGUACGAAGCAGUGGAUAAUUCGAAUAUUUACUUUACAGGUGUAUUAACACAUUCAUUAGAUUUCAAAAAAUCGGCUGGAGGUUUUAUUCACGGUUAUAGGUAUACUACUAGAGCCUUACACAGGUUAUUGGAGUGGAAGAAUCAUGGUGUUGUCUGGCCUCAUCAACCUGCAGAACCAUUUAAUCAGCUUGUACCUUGGAUCGUUAAAAGAGUGAAUGAAGCUUCUGCACCUUACCAAAUGUUUCAGGUGCUUGGAGAUGUCAUAGUUAUCAACGAAAAAGAGGAAACGUUUGAAGCGUAUGAAGAAUAUCCCCUAACCUCUCUUGAUGAAUUUGAAAUUAGGACAGGUCGAAAUGUUACAUCCGUUAUUGUAGUGGUUUUUGAGUAUGGGGAUGGGUUUUCAGGUGAAGAAAAUGUGAGCUAUUAUUUAAUUAUCACUAAUUCCUAUCAUCCUUAUUUUUAACACUUGAAUUAAAGGAUCCAUUCAAGUAUGACCGAUCUGCUGGCUCACCCGAAGAGGCUCAUCUGAGCAAUUUUCUCCAUCCGUUGCUGUACUAUUAUAAGAAAUUACCAACAAAGUCAGAGAUGAUUAUGACGAAACAACCAGGAAAUUUAAAAUUACCAAAGCCAGAUAGACUUCAUCAUGUCCUUGAAGAUUUCUUAACGAAUUUCGAUACCCGUUAUAGUCACAUUGUACCAUUGAGGCGAUUUGUCGAACACGUUUUAUCAAAGGAUCUUCGAAGUUUUUCCGAAGAAGAUUGUAUUCAAGAAGCUUUUACUGGACUUAACGUUCCCCACGACUGCAAAGCAUUUUACUUUAAAGAUUUCCAAUUCAAUUUAUCAUAAUUUCAUAUAAUGCUAAUUCGGCUAAACUUUCUUCUAUUUAACAUGACAAGUGUGCUGUCUUUUAUUUGGAGUACAAAAGUAAUAUAGCUACUGUUUUCUAACACUGAAGAAAUCAUUAAUAUAUAAAAACAUUAAUUUAGAGUAAUCUUAUAGUUUACUAUAAUAAUUCUAUCAUUAAAAUAGGCCAAUAAAAUAUAUUUUUUGUCCUUUAAAGAAUGUAAUUUGCGUAUUAUAUAAAUAAAUAGGUUACUGAAAUAUAGAGAAAGAAAAGAAGAAGAGAAAUUUCUCUGAUGAACCUUUUUCGUAGAAAACCCAUAGACCAUUUGAAUUUAGGACAAAUAAAACAUUUUUUGUUAUGGAAGAAGAUUAAUCCUAAGAAUAGAAUUUGUCUUAAAU
Molecule: messenger RNA, 2473 nt
Organism: Dimorphilus gyrociliatus
Lineage: Eukaryota; Metazoa; Annelida; Polychaeta; Dinophilidae
Source: the annotation of a GenBank genome assembly